Molecule: messenger RNA, 1176 nt
Organism: Melampsora larici-populina 98AG31
Lineage: Eukaryota; Fungi; Basidiomycota; Pucciniomycetes; Pucciniales; Melampsoraceae
Exons: 1
Coding region: 1-1176 (391 amino acids)
Source: RefSeq, a predicted model, not a curated record
AUGCACAACACGACUUUCAACGCGGCAGGUUCCGCUUCAGGUGCGCAAGAGACAUUGGCAACUGUCCAGGCUGACAAGUUUUCUGAUUCGUCUGACGCUACUGGUGAGGAUGGAUUAUGGGGCUCUGAAGAUGGUGACCAAGCCGAGAAAAGAGACCAAGAUGCUCGUGGAUCCUUUCAGUCAGUAUCUUUGGCGUUGCCCACCCGCUCUGCCCCUCCACUUGCUCUACCGGGUCGCAACGUUAUUCCACUACCAGCAAGACCCACACCAACAACAGACAUACCAGUUCAUCACAUUCAGAAUCCCUCACAAUCACAAUUUCCUUCUGAUCUACAAUCUGAUUUUAUCCCAUCCAUAGAAAACACCAACUUAUUAAUUCCUGACAUCCCUGUGCCAUCCUCUAGCCAAUAUCCAAGUCAUGCAAAUGACAUUCCCGUUCCUCAACAACCACAGCAGGAGCAAUUCAUCGACCCCGCUCUUCUCUCUACUGAUUUUACUGGGGCUGAUUCCCUGGAUUGGAUUUACGAAUUUGCUAUUCCCAACUACAUCCACCCUACAGCAGCACCCAGCGACAAUAUCCCUGUACCCCCCCUGACCCACUACCAAGAGCCUCCACAAUUUAUCAACCCCGCACAUCUGCUGUUGAAUCCAAAUGGGGCUGGUUCCCCAAACUGGCCGGGCAAUCUUUCUAUUACCCCGCAACACUUAGGCUAUACCAACCUCGCGCCAGGAGCUGGACCUCCUGUCGCCUCUACCUCCCAACCGCCUGCCGCAUCUUCCUCCCGCAAGCGUGCUCGAAAAGCGUCGGAAAACGAACAUGAGCCUCAAGCAAAGAAAAUCCGACAAAGAGAUCCCGAAAACCCCAAAAUGCAAAAAGCGCCUUGUCCUUGGCCCGGUUGCGGAAAGAUGAUCGUCAUCAAAAACAUGCAGAGACACAUCGACGGUAUGCAUCUUGGCAAGAAGAAGGUCCAAUGUCGGUACCCAGAUUGUAGGAAAAUUCUAGCAUGGGAAGGUGAUCGGACUAGACAUUACAGGACUGUACAUCGCGGACAACCCCCACCGCCUGAUAAAUCACCUUCCCCUGAAGGCACGCCUCAUCUAGAUGGCCCACCUGCUCCUCAAGGUCCACCACCACCACCACCACCCCCGGGGGCGAGCGGGAUUGCUGCAUGCUGA